Molecule: messenger RNA, 1182 nt
Organism: Rhodofomes roseus
Lineage: Eukaryota; Fungi; Basidiomycota; Agaricomycetes; Polyporales; Fomitopsidaceae
Exons: 6
Coding region: 42-824 (260 amino acids)
Source: RefSeq, a predicted model, not a curated record
CAUCCCAACCACUCCCCGCAGCCCCUAGUCCGCUUCCAAACAUGUCCAGCCCCCCGCGCAGCCCAAUAGCCUCGCGCUCGUCGCCAACGCGCACCGCGCCGCCCGGCUUUCUUGUGCCACCCAAACCGCGCAGCACCCCGAUCGAACGCAUGACAGUCCGCGAGCUGUGUGAUGCCCGCGCACGCAACGCGCGCAUGCUCGCAGAACCGACAGCCUCCACCUCCGCCUACGCGCAGCGGAUCGCGGGUGAGCAGGCACAGAUCGAAUCGCGCCUCGUUGAGCUCGUCGGGAUCCAAGAAAUCCAGGACCAGCUCCAGAACACGCGCCUGAACGACCCCGAUGUCAAGAUGAAUGUAGACGUCGAGUCUCCGCCCCUCCCGCAAUACAAGGCCAUAUCCGCGAAGCAGAGAGCACUGGCGAAAUACGCAUCCCAUGCCGCACAUCGUAGUGGUCCUGCUAGCGGCAUGUCUCUCCAGGAAGCCAUUCAAAUCGAGCAAGAAGCACAUGCAGCAGACCUCAAGAGACAAGAGGAGCUCGCUGAGAAGAGACGGCGACAAGGCUACAUUGGCGAAGGCGAGCAGCUAACACGAGCCGAGCGAGAAGCCCGCAUGUGGGCAUUCUUCUCCCAGAAGCCCUCUGAUUCCGACCUGGAGGAUGACUAUGAAGACGAUGAAGACGACGAAGAUCCGUCUACAUGGUUCAUAGACGACCAAGACGACGGCCGCAAGGGCCAAGACAUCGUUGAGCCGGACUACGACGACUACUCAAGCAUUAUCCGCAUUGACCAGAGCAGGAUCCCCUGGUCGAUACCGCGCGAAGAAUGAAAUUGUCGUUAUCGAUUCGUAAUUUCGCAGGGUAGCAGUGUAAUAGUGAUGUAACAAUACGGAAUCCAUCCAUAAUCAUGACAAUAGCAUAAAGGCCGUAACGCGUCAGUAGGCAUGAAGAGCGUAACUCAAGUAUCAGGAUCUAUCCUCCCCUCUCAGCGGGCGUGGAUAGGGCAACUACGACCGCGUUGUAGCCAAGACGAUAAACAAGCAUUGUGGAAGCUGCAUAGGCAGCUCAGACGGGCGACAGUAGAUCCUGCGACAAAUUCUUCCAGACAAAUCGCACCUGAACAUAAAGGGAUAAGAAAAUACAUGAAGCGUAGUCAAUGUACACUCACAUUCUAUCCCAAUGAGGGCA